This is a messenger RNA of Ruditapes philippinarum (Manila clam), 1218 nucleotides long. Its product is annotated as phytanoyl-CoA dioxygenase domain-containing protein 1 homolog. The coding region runs from base 103 to 1212 and encodes 369 amino acids. The record is from RefSeq and is a predicted model, not a curated record. NCBI's taxonomy places the organism in Eukaryota, Metazoa, Mollusca, Bivalvia, Venerida, Veneridae. The transcript has 9 exons.
CGGGGAAGAGUUUUGUUUAAAACAAUUGAAGAUUUACCCGAGCUAGUGUAAUAUUGAAAGAUAAUCAGUCAUUUUGCUCAGUUUUAAAAAAAAAAAUCUACCAUGACAACAGUUGAACAGGAGUCAGCCAAAUAUCCUGGGUUUAAAGGGAUCGGAUAUCCCGAGGUGUUUACAACCAUGCCGCCGCAGCCGACGUUAAAAAAGCCAGGACAUUUGCCGUACGAGAAAGUAAAGGAAUAUUUUGAAAACGGAUUUACGGUGGUGGAGGGGUUCUUCAGUCCCGAGGAGAUACAGCCCUGCCUAGACUCAUACGCUCGCCUCGUCGACGGACUGGCUCACAAGCUUUAUGAUUCCGGACGAAUUAAAAAUUUAUACAAAGAUCUUAAUCUAAGUGACAGGCUUAUAGCUCUAGAAAAGGAAUGGCCGGGUGCUGUUCUCCUUCUUCUGAAGACAAAUAAACUCACUCCCGAGUUCCGUGAUCUGUAUCAGAAUAGUAAGUUACUUGACGCAAUGGAACAACUUAUCGGACCGGAAAUAGGUGCGAGCCCCGUCUGGAACACCAGGCCAAAGACGCCAGGUCACAGAGAAACGGAUGUUCCCUGGCAUCAAGAUUCAGCGUACUUUGACGAUGAGAGUUACCAAACUUUGAUAGUAACAGCGUGGGUAUCUUUUGUUGAUGCAACGCCUGAAAACGGGUGUAUGCAGUUCAUGAAAGGAGGGCAAAAGAAAGGUUUAGUCGUUGUGCACGAGUGCUGUGACAAUUUCUAUCUCACAAUAAAGGAAGAGGAACUGAUAGAGAGGUUGGGUGCAAAUCCGAAGACCGACUUCAUUACAUGCCCAGUUAAAGCUGGCGGAGUGAUUUUCUUCAAUAAUAUGGUGCCUCAUAAAAGCGUUCCAAACCGAUCCGACCAUAUCCGCUUUGCUAUGGACUUGCGUUACCAGUCACCAAAUCGACCAUGGGGAUUUUUCGAUAAAAGUAAGGGAAUCCUUCUUCGAUCUCCUUCGAAACCAGAUCACGUGCCAGAUUGGGAGUUCUAUUCAACGCAAGGAAGAUACGAUAUAAUUAAAGAACUCGUCGUCGAAAAGACGGGUCAAGGUGACAAGGACGAUGAAUUUGAUACCACAUUGACAGGACCUCACAUGGAUCGGUGGAAAAUUGUAAAUCAUAGUAUACAUACAGAGGCCUACCUUAAAGGCGCUCAGAAAGUAUAAAAACAA